UAUGUCUGCCAGAGAGGAGAAUGGCUGGGAGGGUUGCUAGGCUGGGUGAAGCGCAGGUCCUUGAGAAACUUCGGGAGCGCAACGGCCACCACCGCGUGUAUGUGUGGCGUCUCUCGCGAUCCCCUGCAUUCCCGCCCUACGGCAGUAGUUCUGGCCAUGAUUCCGAGCAGGGACAAGGCCCAGGAGCCCUCACUCUAACCACGAAGCUCUGUGGCCGACACCGCAGCAGUGCACAACCACGUCAGGGGACGAGUUGGGGUUAGACUGCGUGAAACCGGGACCGCAAAGUUCCUGUGCGGAACAGGGGCCGUUAAUGCGGCAGAUGCAUUCCACCUCAGUCCCUCCCUUUCUGACUCUUCCCCUCUCUGCGAGCCAACGUGCGUGUUCUCUCUCUCUCUCUCUCUCUCUCUCUCUCUCUUACGGAAGGAGCUCGGUGCCCCUAUCAUUCUACAGAACCUGGGAACCGGCAUGGCGAUUUUGUCAUUUCUCCUACAUACUAUUAUCGUUCGGGCCGUUGGAGCUGUGUUUGACGACCUGGUGAUUAAGAAGAACUGUUCGGAGCUGAGGAAGGGAGAGCGGUACCACAUCGCGACUGCAGAGAUACUGGGGUGGAGUCCAGACUCUUGCGAUCAGGAGUGGAACCUGCAGAACCACACUGUUGUGGGUUUCAUCCAGAACACAGAAAAAAGUCCAAGUGUCUACUCUCCCAUGGUGUCACUAACAAAGCAGGAGGCACAGCUGGAAUCCUGUGUCAAUGUCACCAUCACCCUGCACUGUCACAAGGUGCUCCACAUAACAUUUGUAGUUUACCCUGAUGAAACAACGGAAGAAAAAACAUCACUGAGCCUUUUCAUAAUAGUGGCCCUUCCUGUGGUGCUGCUGCUGCUGCUGCUGCUAUCUGCUAUAGUUUUCAGAAGUUGCCAGAGGAAGGACCUUACACACUUGAGGCUGGCACCAUGGUGCUGUCUCAGUCCCAGCCUCCAAAUGCUUGAGAGGCCCAGCUGCCAGGUUCCAGAUGUGUGCAUCAGUCCCCCUCAACCAGCUGUUAGAUGGUGUCAGAGAGAGGAAUUUUAUCUAACCCAAGCAGUUUGACAAUGUAACAGAUCACUUAUGAUUGGUCCUCUACAUUUGUUUUCCCCAUCUUACAAAAGUAACAGUCAGACUCACCCACACA
Messenger RNA from Scleropages formosus (Asian bonytongue), 1174 nucleotides. RefSeq lists its product as uncharacterized. Lineage: Eukaryota; Metazoa; Chordata; Actinopteri; Osteoglossiformes; Osteoglossidae. The record is from RefSeq and is a predicted model, not a curated record. The transcript is spliced from 7 exons. The coding region runs from base 469 to 1092 and encodes 207 amino acids.